This is a messenger RNA of Cuscuta campestris, 1461 nucleotides long. The record is from the annotation of a GenBank genome assembly. NCBI's taxonomy places the organism in Eukaryota, Viridiplantae, Streptophyta, Magnoliopsida, Solanales, Convolvulaceae.
AUUCUUUUCUCUACUCUGUAUUUCUUUCUCUUUCUCCAUUAUCCCUUCUCUCCAUCUUCUCAUUUUCCUUCUCUUAUCUUUCUUCUUUCUCCUGUUUUUUUCUAUCUUAUCAUCGCUUCUCCAGAUGUUACCGUUCCAUUGACACAACAAUCGGAGGUGGAUCUGACGAAAUCAAUGGCGGAUCUAACGAAGUCAAUGGCAGAUCCCCAAGUAACAAUCUGUGGAUUCAACGGAAGAUCGAAUGAGAUUGAUACUGGAUAUGAAGUGAUGAUGCCGAUUCGAUCAAUGGCGGAUCUACACGACGGAUUGAUAUUGGUUUGGCAAUUCCAUCGCAUGCCCUCUUUGGAUUUCAUCAAUUUAGCAUGUUGUUUUUGUUUUUGUUGUGCACUACUACAGAUUUAGCAUUUGACAGAGCCCUUAUGCCAGAGGAUAACUUAAAAUUGGUGUGUAAAGUGCAUCAGCAAUACCACGCCUCAAUUCCUAAAUUAAAUGAGGAGAUCUACGGUCCAUUCUUUUCCGCCCGAACAUCUCUCAGCUCCCCCCGCGGACUCCAUCAGAUCGGCGAACUCAACCACCAAAAUCUCGCCGCUGAUUACCUGAUUCUCACUGCAAGAUUGUCGCCGAGUCUCCCUCCUCUACUUUGUUCCGCACAAAUCUCUAGGUCAGAGUGGUCACGUCGACAGAAAUCCAACCCAAAACCUAGUAUUUCUAGCUGUAGAAUCUAAAGUGAACUUAGGAACCCUUGCUAGCGACUCUGCUUGAACAGAAACCAAGGUACUAAAUUUUUCUUUCUAUCAUUUUAAUAUUUUUACACACUGGAAACUCGAUAUUGAGAGCUGACUUUGAAGAACUGUCUUUCUUUGGUUCAAGAUAUUAUUUAGGUCAUUAUGUUAUGGAAAUUUUGAAGAUGCUUUGGUUGGGAAGCUGCUUGGAUGGAGUCUACUGGAUUGUUGUUUUGUUUUAAAUUGUUAUGUAUUGUGUUAAUUUGGUUUAUAGGAUGCUUUAGCAGCAUCAUAUUUUUUUAUUGUACAGGUUUUGGGAUCGACCCCUUUUUCAUUAUAUGAAAAGAACUUUUAUUUCGAUUAACGUAUAAACUUUGUAUAUUCUUAUGGAUAUGGGGCUGCCUCACUACGGAAAUGGGCCUGCUGUGGAGUACACGUUCUGCUUGGUGUGGGGAGUCCUGUGCAAUCAUCUACGACGAAAGUUUAUUUGCCUAGUCCUUCCCCCUAGAACGGGUCCAGGUGUUUGCCUUUGGAUCCUUCUUAGCCCCUAUAAUGAAUUCCUCAUCUAAUUUGCUCUUCAUGGCCAUCUCCUUUGGACGAGUCCAAGUGUAGUGAGAAUUUGAUUGAUGGUAGGUGAACCACAUCUAAUUUGUAUUAUGUUUUAUUAAGCUUCCGCAACAUUAAAUUACUCCGUUACUAUUUUGAAUGGCUUAUUAUGAAAUAAAGUUUUAAAUGUUUG